GCGCUCCGGGGACUUGUUGCGGGUCGCGCGCUCCGGGGACUUGUUGCGGGUCGCGCGCUCCGGGGACUUGUUGCGGGUCGCGCGCUCCGGGGCGGAAUUGCAAGCACAAUGCAGAAGCCGGCGCUCCAGACCGUUCAGCAUGUUACACUCAGCCUCACGCUGCCCAUCUCAUGCCAGAUCUGUCUGGGGAAGGUUCGCCACCCGGUUAUCUGUUCAAACAACCAUGUCUUCUGCUUCACGUGCAUGGAAUCCUGGCUGAAAAACAGUGCCCAGUGUCCAACCUGUAGGAUUCCGAUCACAUCUGAAAAUCCUUACAAGGAAGUGUUGGGUGGAUCAGAUGGAGCAGAAGAUUGUGACAGUUCAUCAGUCAAGCGAUCCCUUCGAAAAACCAGGCUUGAACUGUUACAUAAAGAAUAUGAGGAAGAAAUUGAGUCCUUGCAGAGAGAAAUUGAAGACCUUCGUGGCAAAAAUCUGAGCCUGGAGUCGCAGCUAAAGAGUGUCCUAGAUCCAGUGGUGCUGCCACCUGGUAGUAAAGAUGACGGUGGAAAGCAGAGCCCAAUUGAGCAGGGCAGUGCAUCUGGCUUAACCAGUCAACGGGAAUGGAGGGCCAAGCUCAAAGCUGCCACUGAGAUCUAUGAGAAAACAAAAGUGGAUUUAGAUAAACUCAAGGAAGCAAACCGAAAACUUCGUAUUCAAAAUGGUGAUCUUGUUAGAGAGAAUUUGCAUCUGAAGGCUGAAGUGGAGAAUAGAUCUCCACAAAAAUUUGGAAGGUUCACAGUAGCUGCCCUUCAGUCCAAAGUGGAACAAUGUGAACGCGAGAUAAGUCGUCUGAAGAGGGCUUUGGAUCGGAGUGACAAGUACAUCGAGGAUAUGGAGUUACAGAUUGAGCAACUGCAGGGAAAGUAUGAGCAAAGUGAAAACAAAGGUGGGGGAGAUUGUUCAACGUCACCCUCUGCUUCUGUACAGGCCAGAGGAAAUGGAAGCGGCAGCAAGCUAUGGAACUGUCACAGUGACCCCCAGGAAAAGACGAUUAUUGCCUUGAGGAGAAGCCUCAGUGCAAUGGAGCAGUCGUCCGUCAACCAGUUAGAUAGAGUGGAAUCGCCUUUUGCCCCAUCGUGCCACCAAAGUGCAAGUGGGACCGUGUGCGAGUCAGUUCCAAAGAAACAAGUCCCUGCUGACAAUGGACUUUUAGCUACAGCCACGGUGGAGAAUGUUUUGCGUUGUCUGAGGUCUGGCGCAAAGGAUGAGGAACGCACCUUACCAGCGAGUGAGAGCGAGGUCCAAUUUGAACUUCCUAGCCCCUGUACACCGUCCACGUCACUUGGUGGCCUCUACCUUGACAGCACGGACGAUGAAGCCAGUCCCCUGAUGAAAAGGAGAGAUGGAGGCAAAAACUUGAGCUACCUGAGAAGACUUUGUUUUGAUGAUGCUCGCUGGAGAAAUGCCAGUUUUGAGGAUCAGGUUUUGUUAAAGCAGAAUGUUGAUGGCAAUCGUGUGCAGAAUGCUGACCUUGCCUCUGAAAGCUUGAUGUUUUGGGAUUGUCAAUCUGGUCCUACUGAAAGUGCCCAUAAAGGCACUUUAAGAAAAAACUUGCAGACUUCUGCAUACGAUGACCCCAAAUUGAAGGCCAAAAUGCCUGAUCUAAUAUGUAGUCCAGUUACUGAUGUUCCUUGCCUUGCCGAGUGCAACAGUCAACGUUCCAGAACCUCCAGUGAGACCUCAAUGGAUGCAGCCUAUCGGGAAAAGAUAUCGGAACUGGAUUUCAUGUUGGAUGAAACUGAGAAUACUCAAAAUCCUCAGUGCUCUGUGCCAUCCCAAGACCUCUCUGACUUAGACGUGUCCUUGUCAUCAGAUUUAGUGCAGUGCACUGAACUUUUGAAUGAAGCUGAGAAAAGAUUAGAGCAGAAAAUGAGGCAAAAUCAGCUGCUUGCCGCUGUCUCUGAUACCAGAGAUCAGAUAAAAAGCAGGGAGCGAAGUGCAGUUUCAUUGCCCGCAGUGUCUCCAGUUGCCUCCAAUCUAAAGGAAGAAUGUUUGUCUUCAGAAGAGAAAUCCUCUUUCCAGUGUAGUUUUAGUUCCCCUUUUCUUUCGGUACCUUCGGAGUUAUCUGUCCUCCAGCACAAGAAACCAUCUUUGUGGAACAACUGUUUAAUGGCUGAAAGUGAACAGUUGCCAGAACCAGCCAACAGAUACCAGACCACCAAGAGGAAGCCACCAAAUUAUGGCGAGGACUUAUCCAGUCCAUCCAAAUCUUCAAAGAAAGAUUUUCUACGUUGAAACCAUGACUGCAUUCAAGUUUUCUUUUCCCCCCCUGUGGAAUCUUGAGUCCAUCUGAUUUUCGUAGUCUGUGUCUUUUCUCCCCACCCCCAACCGUCUCUUGUUAUCAUGAGAUGGGUUAUCUGAGACCACCCCGGUGGGUACGUUUCCUGCUUUUCCAAUCCAGCAGCCGACAACAAUCCUCUCAUUAAGUGGGUAGAAAGCCAUGGUCUAAGAAGUCAAUAAGCAGAAUGCCAGGUCUGGUACGUCAAAUGCAACUGCAGUGCUCUUUUUGUGUUGUAGAUAAAUCAUUAGGAGGCUGGAAAGCUACCAUGACCACUUCAAAUUGACAAUUAAAAGUAAGCCAGUGAACUACUUUUGAAUGUAAUACCCAGCUGAGUUUGCUCUAAGCUAAUGUGUUGAAAGUUUGGUGCUUAAUUCACAUAUCUUGCAAUGUGCUUCUGAAAUUCCUUUCCUUAAAGUAUUAGUGCUAAAAGGAGAUAGUCCAUUGUUAUAAAUAGGCCCAUUCCCCUUAUAAUGCAGUUUUGAACUUAAUGGUGAAUGAACUGUGAAUUAAGGAUAGUUAGCAAUUUGUCAACCAUUCAAAAGAACUUAUUGGAAAAGGAUACUUGUCAGAAUGAUACACUCCUUUUGAGACUUUUUUUUACAUUUGUCAGUCAACUGAGCUUAAAAAAUUAUUGAUGAAAGUUACGGACCUCCGCAAAAGCACCCUUGGUUUAGGAAGCAGCAUGAAUGAUACACAAAUGGGCAAAUUCUGUACAAGAGAUUCUGGAACCUUAGAAUUUCUUUAAAGUAGAUUCCCUGGGUACAGAAAUGUACAAAAUGUGGUCUUCUGUAAAAUCCUAUUUCCCUCCAAAUGGAAUCAAUGAAUAUGUUGCAAAGUCUGGGUUUUUCUUACACUGAUCAUUUAAAAUGUUGUGUAAAAAUAUUAAAAAAAAAUUGUCUUUGCUUAAAUAUUGAAUCAAUGAAAAUGCAUUUGUUUUAUAUUCUUUACUUAUCUGCAAGAGCAGAUUAAAAAGUGAGGAAGAAAUUCAGUUUCAACUCUAAGAUGUUCAUGCAAUAAAGAUCUUUUCAAAAAUCUUAGCUGCUAUUUUUUUAAGUUGGAUUUCCUCCAACUUUUUCCAUUUCUUUUCAAGGCAUAUUUCAUAAACAUGCCUGCAUCUGUCAACUGACCUUGGGAUCCUUUUGUACUCUGUGCAAGAAUACAUUGCCGUGCUAGCAGUUAGUUACAGGUCUGUACAGUGGACAUUACUGGUGUCUACAAUGUUCCCUGACAUUCAAAAGACUACUUUCUGAUAUGAUCACACAGAAACAAAGAUUUUCCUACAAGUAAGAUAAUAGCAGAAAGACACAUUGAGGUACAAAUACUGGAAACUGUAGAAUGAAUCUAUAAGAAUUUUAAUGCAUUUUGCAGAGUUCAAUUACCUGUAGUGAAUUUGCAAAAACUUCCUUUCAUAGGCUUUCCAAUAUUAG
Pristis pectinata (smalltooth sawfish) is the source of this 3747-nucleotide messenger RNA. RefSeq names its product ORC ubiquitin ligase 1 (gene obi1). The transcript is spliced from 6 exons. Bases 109 to 2274 code for a protein of 721 amino acids. The record is from RefSeq and is a predicted model, not a curated record. NCBI's taxonomy places the organism in Eukaryota, Metazoa, Chordata, Chondrichthyes, Rhinopristiformes, Pristidae. Gene Ontology annotation, biological process: protein monoubiquitination; regulation of DNA replication. Gene Ontology annotation, molecular function: ubiquitin-protein transferase activity.